AAAAAAAACACAACAGUUUCAAAUUCAAAACAACAAAAGAAGAAACAACCAUGUCUUGCUCGGUUGUCGUUUCAAAUUCUAAUGUCUUCUCUCUCCCCUCUCCUUGCCAAUUCUCUCUCUCCUCGCCUGUUUUGAAGAGAAAGAGACCGGCUAAGCUUCAUAUACCCGUUGCUUCUCUGACUAUCGAAGUCCCGCCGGCGGCAAUGACUCCGGCACCGGAGAAGGACGUUGUUGAGGUGGAGGGAAACGGUUUUUCUGUAUAUUGUAAGAGAGGAAGUAGGAAACAUAUGGAGGAUCGUUAUUCGGCUUCUGAUGAUCUUCACGAAGAAACAAAACAGGCUUUUUUUGGCAUAUUUGAUGGGCAUGGAGGUGCAAAAGCUUCAGAAUUCGCAGCAGAUAACAUGGAAAAGAAUGUAAUGGAAGAAGUGAUCAGAAGAGAUGAGAGUGAUAUUGAGGAAGCAGUGAAGCAUGGCUACCUCAAAACAGAUUCAGAUUUCUUAAAAGAGGAUGUUCAUGGUGGUUCUUGCUGUGUAACAGCAUUGAUUAAGAACGGUAAUCUUAUCGUGUCCAAUGCGGGCGAUUGUCGCGCUGUUAUUAGCCGAGGAGGUGUUGCUGAGGCCUUAACAUCUGAUCACAAACCUUCGAGGAAAGAUGAAAAAGACAGGAUCGAAACUCAGGGUGGUUAUGUUGAUAUGUGCCGUGGCGUGUGGAGAAUCCAAGGCUCUCUUGCUGUUUCUAGGAGCAUUGGAGAUAGACACAUGAAACAAUGGGUGAUAGCAGAACCUGAGACCAAAGUUCUUAGAAUUGAACCUCAUCAUGACUUGCUAAUCCUAGCUUCAGAUGGAUUAUGGGACAAGGUUAGUAAUCAGGAAGCAGUAGAUAUAGCUCGUCCUCUUUGUGUAGGGAACAAUAAACAAGGACCCUUUCAAGCCUGUAAGAAACUUGUCGAUUUAUCAGCGUCGCGAGGCUCUAUCGAUGAUACAAGUGUUAUGAUCAUCAAAUUACAGAAAUAUAUUUGAAGUCUCAAUACAAAAGAAGCUAAUGCUACUAAUUGUUUCCAUCGUCUUUAUCACCAAAAAGUCCAGGAGGGAAAGGUACUCUUGAAUCAGCAAGGUUGUAUGUUAGGAAUGCGAUUUGGGCAGUCAUUCGGAUCAUGGUCCUGGUAUGUGCUUGUUGGUUGGUAAUGAGGGUGUUAAUCAACGAUUCGGUGGAAGAAGCUUAAGGGGUCUCAUAGUCGAAGGCCUCCAAGUUUGAAGUUCCUUUUUACUGAGAAGCGAGUCGAGGAGCUUUCUUUUUCAUUUAGGGGACACUGAGACUCCAUUAUCGUCCUUGAUCUACAUCUAACUGAAGAAGUGCUUCCCAAUUUAAGUCCAACUCCUAAUCGGCUCUUCCAAUUCUACAUCAAAUCCCACAUGCAACAUAAUUUUCAUAAUCAAACCAUCAUAUGGUAACCAUUUUCAUUUCUAUGGGUCUUCAAAAUGUGUUGGAGUAAUCCACUAGUCCAAUUAGUUUCAAUCUUAUUGGCUAGUAACCAUGUGAUCAUGUAUCAGUUUUAGAGAUUUCCCAAGAAUGAACUAUCUAAGGAUUAACACAUGAGUAACCAUAUAAUGAAAGAGACAAACAUUCGGUGUCAUAAAUUCCACAGUAAGAGGGAAUAUGUGACCUACUAACUAACGGGUCGAUAAGAAGAGAUUGAGAAGAAGAGAGAAAGUAAAAAAUGUUCUAUAAAGUUAGGAGCCUCAGUGGUGUAGAGGGAGCUGAUGCAAAAUAAAAAGGAAAAUACCUCAAUAGUGAUUACCUCAUCCUUAUAGCGAAGAUCUGCGUAGACCAUCUUCAAUGGCUUUGAAAAAAAUUUCCCUGGACUUGUUGCGGAUAAAGUAUCUCAGCUUGGCUUGAUCAAAGGUGUUGAAGAAAUAGAAUCUCUCAAAGUAGCUCUCAUCCAUAUAAUGAGAGAGGAUAAGUUGACAAUCAGUGAAAUGCUAGAGGAAGUUCAUCUCUUGCUUUUGUGAUUAGAAAUCAUUUGAAACAUAGGCUAGAGCAUAUGAACUACGAGCUGUGGAAACACUCUUUCGUGUCAUUGUUAGUGAUAGUGGUGAUGAGAACACUCAAGUAGCAUAAAAAAGCCAAGAAUACAGGAAGAAGAUGCAAGAAGAAGAUUAUGAGAGGAAUGAAUAAGAAUGAAAAAAGAACUACCUAUUAGACAUAUGCUUUGAAAAGCCUCUUUCAAUUUAAUAGUGAUUUACUUCUAUUGAAAAACAUUCUUGUA
Vicia villosa (hairy vetch) is the source of this 2266-nucleotide messenger RNA. RefSeq names its product probable protein phosphatase 2C 25. NCBI's taxonomy places the organism in Eukaryota, Viridiplantae, Streptophyta, Magnoliopsida, Fabales, Fabaceae. Gene Ontology annotation, molecular function: protein serine/threonine phosphatase activity; cation binding. The record is from RefSeq and is a predicted model, not a curated record. Gene Ontology annotation, biological process: protein dephosphorylation. The transcript is spliced from 3 exons. The coding region runs from base 51 to 1019 and encodes 322 amino acids.